Adineta steineri is the source of this 3505-nucleotide messenger RNA. The record is from the annotation of a GenBank genome assembly. NCBI's taxonomy places the organism in Eukaryota, Metazoa, Rotifera, Eurotatoria, Adinetida, Adinetidae.
AGCAAUACUAAUCUGCCAGAGCAACACUUUUUAUUAAUAAAAAAAAAAGAAUAAAAAAUGAAACAAGCAAUAUGUGUUUGGAAGUUGUUUGUUAUACACAUAGAUCAGAUUGUGUAUAUGGUAGAGUAGAUCAUGUAAAGUAAAUUUUGUAAAUGAAUGUGUAAAGUUUGUAUUGUUACGAGUAGAUAUCACUUGUUAGGAUUGAUAUUAAGAUUCAUGAGUAGUAUUAAGUGUUGUCAGUUUCAGGGUCGACAUUGAUCUGUCGAAAAUUUACGCUUGCUUGAAUGGAUUGUUGAAUAUGGAGGAAGAUCAUUCAAAUCUGUAUGCUGGAACUUCUCCAUACUCUAAUAGUUUUUAAGAUUGAUUCACUUUAGUUUUUUUUCACGGUAUAGAAGAAUCAAUAUAUAUAUAUAUGGUCUUGAACCAAUAAGAAAAAUCAUUCAUUCGAAGUGUCAAGUAAAAUGUUUGGUGCUCAAUCAGAGAACAAAACAUUGUUGUGCUUAUUGUUGACAUAUAAAGUCAAAAUCAUUAGUAUAAUAACAUUGGUAAUAAUGUCUCCCAUUGGUACCAUAAUAAGAGCGGCAAAAAAAAGAGAAUAAUGCUGUAUAAGAAGUGGAUAGUUCUGCUUGUUUGUGUUGACAAUUCAGUUUAUAGAGACGAGCGUUUGAUGACAUCAAUCGAACAGAUUGUCAUGGGUGAUGCAUGUUAGCAUCGUAUAACAAUAAGACUACGAUAUAAAAAAAACGCAAAGGAUAUAAGAUGGAAAUGAAAACAUAGAGAAAAGACAAGUGCAAUCGAUUGUGAAUCGUCUUUCAUAAACAAGGAAGUACGCUUAUAUUAGCAAAUAUAUAAAGUUCGAUUGUUAUACUUGCAUACGCAUACAUUCUUUUAUGAACAUGGAAAGUCUUAAAAUUAGAGCUUCUACAGUGCCUCAAGAAUCACAAUGUUCUGUGCAACCAACUGUCAAUUCAAACAGACGAUUAUCUUUUCAAACGACGGUAUGUUCAAAGCUCAUAAUCAUAUAUAUUACUAUUUUUUCAUAAUAAAGUAUUGACAAAAGCCUAUUUUCAAUAACAAAAAAGAGCUUUACUUAAAUACGAUUGAAAAAAUAUUCAUUUAUAUUUUUUAUAUUAUACUUACAUUGGUUUUAUACUAAUAUUUUUUGUAAUAUUUUAUAUAGGUUCUUCGUACACAACAAUUAAUGCGUGUUCUUAAAACAAUUAAUACUCCUAUUGAAACAAUGAGAGAUAGUCAUAUUAGCUCCAAUAUGACUGAAAGUACACAACAUCAAAGACGUGGUGCUAAAACAUUGGAAAAGGCACCAUCAGAAGAAAGUAGUGAAACAUCUAGUGUUACUCCUGUAUUAGGUCAACAAGGAAAUGCAACUGAAGCAGCAGCAAGUUCACGUCGACUUGGUCAACGAUUUAUUAUUCUUCAUUAUUCACCCUUUAAAGCUGUAUGGGAUUGGGUAGUUAUUCUACUUGUUUUAUAUACAGGUAUAAUAACACCAUAUACAAUAUCAUUUCUAUCUGUUGAAGAUCAAAAACGAACACAUUUAAAUGCAUUUGCAUCAACACGACAAUUUAAUCGAGAACGAACAAGUAUUCAUGUAUUAGUUAUUAUUGAUGUUCUCGUUGAUUUUAUGUUUAUAUUUGAUAUAUUAAUUAGUUUCCGUACAACAUUUGUAUUAAAAGAAACAAAUGAAGUUAUAACAAAUCCUAUAUUAAUUGCUAAACAUUUUGUUAUUGAUUCAUGGAGACGUUUCGGUGCCGAUAUACUUGGUGCAUUACCAUGGGAUAUUCUAUUUUUUGGAAAUGGAAGUCAUUCGACAAUGCGUUUAGCAAAUUGUUUUAAAUUAGCUCGACUCUUACGACUUGUUGCAUUUGUUCGAAAUUUUCAAAAAACAGAAUAUCGAUCAGCAGUUUUAUUUCUACUUAUGCUUCUAUUUGCUAUUGCUGCACAUUGGCUUGCUUGUAUAUUUCAUUUUAUUGCUAUUCUUGAACGACCUAAUCUACUAGUUAAAUAUUCAUGGCUUGAUCAUCUUGCAGACAAAUAUAAAAUGCCUUAUCUUGCAAAUGAUACACUGAGUGGACCAGAUACAAAAUCUAAAUAUGUAACAGCACUCUUUUUUGCUAUGACAUCAUUAACAUCAGUUGGUUUUGGUAAUGUUGCAGCGAAUACUAAUGGUGAAAAAUUAUUUUCUAUUCUUUCAAUGUUAGCUGGAUCUUUUUUAAGUGCCUCUAUUCUUGGAAGUGUAACAACGAUUAUCAUUAAAUUAUAUCAAGGUGCAGAAGAAUUGAAAGAAAUGAAACAAAGUGUUAAUGAUUUUAUCAAACAUCAUCGUAUUAGUAAGCCACUUGCUAAACAAAUGCAAGAAUCAUUUGAUCAUGAAUGGAAAAAUACAAAAGGAAUUGAUAUGAAUAGUAUAUUGAAAACAUUUCCAGAAACUAUUCAAGCUGAUAUAUGUUUACAUCUGAAUAGAGAUUUAUUAAAUAAUUGUCCAGUAUUUGAUGACGCAAGUGAAGUUACUCUUCGAACAUUAGCACUUCUUUUUAAAUCAACUCAUGUUCCACCAGGUGAUACACUCAUUCAUAAUGGUGAUGUUCUCUAUUCAGUUUAUUUUUUACGUGGUGGUCAAAUGGAAGUACUAUUAAAUAAUGAAUCACAAGCAAUACUUGGUCAAAAUGAUAUACUUGGAGAAAAUCCAUGUAAUACGGUUACACCAGGCAAAUCUCGAUGUGUUGUAAAAGGAUUAACGUAUUGCACAUUAAAUAAAAUUCAUCGGGAUGAUUUAUCACAUGUUUUUCAAUUAUUUCCUGAUUUUGCUAAAUCAUUUGCUGAUCGAUUUGAAGUUACAUUUGAUGUUCGAGAAUGUAAAUUAAAUGAAUCAAAACCAUUUUAUAAAUUAGAUGAGGAAAUUCAAGCACUUAUACGGCAACGUCGUCCGAAACUACAAACAGAAAACCGAUUUAGUAUGAUAAAUGAACGAGACGAAGCUAAUAAACUAACUGCAAUACGAUCUUAUCAUGGUGUUCGUAUGAGUAUAGAUUCUACUACACGACGACCAAUAAGCACUAUUGUUGAAUUAUCACCUGAUCAAGCAUAUACAUCUGGUGAAACUAAACUUUUAGAAUGUGAACAACGACGAAUGUCAUUGACACCUUUAGUUCAAGGAACAUUAACCAAUGUAUUUUCAACAAUUGUUGCUAUGUCUAAAAAAACUAAACUAAAUACAGUGACAGUUCCAGAAGAAAACGAAGACGAAGAACAUGAAGACGCAGAAAAAGAAGAUGCAGAAAAGUUACUAUUAACAAGUCAAAUAAAUUUCGUAGCACCUAAAACUAAUUUGUUGAAAAAAUAUCAAAUCAAUGGAGUACGAAGUAUGGCAGAUGUGGAUGCUGAAUUAGCUCAUCUUCAAAUACGUCUUGAUGGUUUCGAACGAUUACUAGAUGAUAAAAUGAAAGUAUUAUUUAAUUUUGCAAAUAAUAUCACACGAACAAAAUAA